Molecule: messenger RNA, 300 nt
Organism: Pipistrellus nathusii (Nathusius's pipistrelle)
Lineage: Eukaryota; Metazoa; Chordata; Mammalia; Chiroptera; Vespertilionidae
Source: the annotation of a GenBank genome assembly
AUGUAUGUAUCUAAACACCCAACAUAUAUUUGUGACUUAAAUGGGAGAAAUCUUACUCAUGUGUAUGCCACAGAAAAUUUUUAUCCAAAUUUAUACUUCUUAAAUUUCCUUACCAUAAGGCAUCAAGAGUGCAUGAAAAUAUUCUUCCUUGAUUUGCUCAUAUUUGUAAUGAAUAACUUAAUAAAUUUGUGUGAUAUAAAAGUAGUGUAUCAUGUUCCACCACGUUAUUGUCCCUUCCCUUUUCUGCAAAGGUACUGUUGGCUGGAAGAAAAUGUUAUGGUUAGCUUUCUAGGACAGUAG